UGUGAGCAAAGCACGUGUUGAAGGAGGAAGCUUUUAGCAGCUGCACAGGAAGAAGCACAGUGUGUUUACAGCACAUGAUGUGCAGUGUGAUGUGUGAGCGGUGCAGGCAGGAGUGAUCCCUCCAGGGUGAUUGUUAACACCUGUUUGUCUAAAUGGAGGAAGAUGAAGAUUGCCCAGAGCUUGUCCCCAUUGCUGAUGAUCAGACUCAAUCUAAAAUUCCAGUCACUAUAAUCACAGGCUAUUUGGGUGCUGGAAAAACAACUCUUUUGAAUUAUAUUCUGACUGAACAGCACAAUAAGAGAAUUGCAGUCAUUGUUAAUGAAUUUGGUGAAGGCAGUGCUGUAGAAAAGUCUUUAUCCAUCAGCCAAGCUGGAGAGCUGUAUGAGGAGUGGUUGGAGCUUAGAAAUGGCUGCCUGUGCUGCUCUGUAAAGGACAACGGUUUAAAAGCAAUUGAAAAUCUGAUGCAAAAGAAGGGAAAGUUUGACUACAUACUACUGGAAACAACAGGCUUGGCAGAUCCAGGUGCUGUGGCCUCUAUGUUUUGGGUUGAUGCUGAACUAGGAAGCGAUAUAUAUCUGGAUGGCAUUGUAUCAGUGGUUGAUGCCAAGUAUGCGUUGCAGCAUCUAACAGAGGAAAAACCUGAGGACCUUAUUAAUGAAGCUGCCAGACAGGUAGCAUUAGCCGAUGUAAUACUCAUCAACAAAACUGAUAUAGUUUCUGUUGAAGACCUGGAUGCAGUACGUUCAGUUGUCAGGUCAAUAAAUGGACUUGUGAAGAUUCUGGAAACUCAAAGAUCAAGAGUGGAUUUAUCAGAGAUUUUGGAUUUGCAUUCUUUUGACAGUUUGUCUGGAAAAAGCUUGCAAGACAAAUUCAUCUCCAGCACAUCUCAUAAUCAUCUUGAUAAGAGCAUUGUCACCGUUACAUUUGAGGUUGUUGGAAAUGUAAUUGAAGAGAAUCUCAAUGUAUUCAUUCAGAAUUUGCUCUGGGAAAAGAAUAUAAAAAACACUAUCGAAAUUCCCAUGGAGGUUAUAAGAUUAAAGGGCCUGCUGUCAAUGAACGAUAAAUCAAAUCAAGUGAUAAUACAGGGAGUUCAUGAACUCUAUGAUCUAGAAGAGACACAAGUAAACUGGCAGGGGGAGAGACUAAAUCGCAUGGUGUUUAUAGGGAGACAUCUGGAUAAGGACAUACUCAAACAGCAAUUCCUAUCUGCUCUGGAACAUUGAUGGCCAUGGUUUGUGAAUAUGUCACACAUCCUUAGAAAGAUGUCCAAAACGAAUUUUCCAAAGACAAUGUAGCCAUUCACUGAUGCUUCAAAGCAGUACUGUAUUUGUAUGUAUUGAUCCAUUUUAAUUAAGAAUUAAUAGAAAAUAAAGAGAAAAAAAAAACAUUUUGUUUUAAGAGACCCAAGUGUUUACUGGUCUGUGAUAUAAGUGCUUAUAAAAAAUAAAAAUCAAGACUCACGAGGGUGCACAGAAAGUGGAUUACUUUUGUUUUAAAGUGGGUAAUCUUGUUAGGAGGGUAUGUAUAAUGUAUGCAGUAUAAUCUAGUAUGUAUAGCAAGGGUAGGCAAACUUCAGCCCUCCAGCUGUUGUAGAACUACAAGUCUCAGGAGGAAUCGCAAGGCUCUGACAGCUUACUAGCAUGACAUGCAGAAGCAUGAUGGGACUUGUAGUACUUCAACAGCUGCAUGUAUAGUAUACUAAAUAUUGCAUUUAGUAGUUUCCUGGACAUGGCUCAGUUGCCGAAGUUGGGUUUUGAGUAUUUUCCCAGUGCAUCUCACAAAUGGCCUAUUUGGUGUUUGUAGAUAGACACUUUUUUCUCGCGUUACCGAUUUUCAUGCUAAAUUUUGAUGUUAUACCCUUACGCCUGAAGAAAUGUUUCCUUACGCCUGAAGAAAUGUUUCCUAAAUUCAAACUCUGAAUCUGUUAGUAGUGUCAGAGAGAAGAUGUCAUUUAUGCCUAAGGUUGGUUUCCAAUUUUAUAAGUUUUACUUGUUUUGACACCGAUUUACUUUGCAAAUGACUCAAAGUGUAACUCUAGCCAGAUUAUGGGAAGUCAAUUUUUUAUUUAUUUUUUAUAAUCAAAAAGUCAUUAACUAGCUUUAAAACAAGUAAUUUCUGACCUGUGGUGCAGGUACUGUUGAGAAAUUCAUCCUCAAAGUUCACAACAGAAGCACUGAAGUUGUUAAAGUUUUCCCUUUCAACAGCUCGCACCCCUCCAAGCAGUGAUUUAUCAAUUUUUCAGCCGUCAAAUCCCUAAUGUAGAGCGGUGCAUUGUUGGGGAGGAGGGCAGGGUUUGAGCUACUGAAACAGGCAGUUUGAUCAACUUCACUACUUUUACUGAGAACUUUCAGGAUGAAUUGCUCCACAGAAAUUACAGCUGCAGAGGUUUAAUGAGCACUUGCUUUAAAGCUCAUUUAGUGCAUGUUUAUAGUGUGUAAACAUUUGGUUGUCCAUAAUCUGACUACAGGUUCAUUUUAAAGUAAACUGGGUUAGGGGCAUUAGAUUGAAAGCUACUUUUGGGGGGCAGGACUUGAUGUGACUGACUCAAUGUUUUUUAUUAAGAACUGCAGAAGACGUAUCGUCUUUCUACGAAUUGGAAAAUUAAAUAAACAAGUUUGUCUAAAGUG
Molecule: messenger RNA, 2627 nt
Organism: Rana temporaria (common frog)
Lineage: Eukaryota; Metazoa; Chordata; Amphibia; Anura; Ranidae
Gene: ZNG1C
Product: COBW domain containing 3
Exons: 16
Coding region: 153-1223 (356 amino acids)
Cellular component (GO): cytoplasm
Source: RefSeq, a predicted model, not a curated record